Messenger RNA from Punica granatum (pomegranate), 1703 nucleotides. The record is from RefSeq and is a predicted model, not a curated record. NCBI's taxonomy places the organism in Eukaryota, Viridiplantae, Streptophyta, Magnoliopsida, Myrtales, Lythraceae.
AAAGGCAAAAAAAAAAAGAAAAGAAAGAGAGAGAGAGAGAAGAGGGGAAGAGAGGAUCAUCACUCACCCACUCACUCAGCCGGCGCAAGUUAGCACCCACCCCUACCAAAAUUCUUCCUUUCCUGCCCAGAAAUUUCUGAGUUGUGGAUUCAUUUUACUCUCCCUACUCGCUGGCUAGAGCCUCUCUCUCUCUCUCUCUCUCUCUCUCUCUGUUUGUAUCUUGCCGGUUGAUUCAUUGAUGAGCAGAGCAGAAUAAUUCAUUCGGCCGAUCGCUUGUGGGCGUCUUAGCUGAAUUUCACUUGCAAGGUGCUUUAGGGUUGGGUUGGGAUUUUGUUCGUGUCGAGCUUUUGGUUAUGGUGAGGCCCCCGAGGAGUUCUUUCCCCGAGGAGGACUUGGAAGAAGAAGAAGAAGAAGAAGAAGAAGAAGAAGAAGAAGAGCCCUACUAUGGGGAAGACUUCACUCCCUGCCACGAUUCAUCUUCCCGCAAAGGGGAGGCAGGGAAGGUCGAUGGGAAGAAGGGGAGCACGAAUACGCCGCGGUCAAAGCAUUCCGAGACCGAGCAGCGGCGGAGGAGCAAGAUCAAUGAGAGGUUUCAGGUCCUAAGAGAUCUUAUACCCCAAAAUGAUCAAAAAAGAGACAAGGCCUCAUUCUUGUUAGAGGUUAUAGAGUACAUUCAUUUUUUACAGGAGAAGUUACAAAUGUACGAGGGACCCUACCAUGGAUAUAACCAAGAACGAACUAAACUGACACCAUGGAGAAACAACAGUGGGAAUGUAGACAGUCAUGUUGAAGCUGCUCAAGUCAUGAGAAAUGGUACAAAUCACGAGAACAAUGUCAUGGUGAAUCCGGGGAUGCGAACAGCUACGCAAAAUUCUUUGGAACCUGAUAUUGAGAAUGCAACAGUACCUAUGCAGAUGCAGUCAAACAUGUUUGCUUCAGUUGAAAGGGGUGGUGUAUCCGGACUUGCAUUACAACCCCUUCCUAGUAUUGGGAACAUGACUUCCCAUCCUCAGCCUCAAUUGUGGCCGAGCACGCCAUUUGCAGCUGAGCGUGUCAUGCCUAACAAUUCACUAAAUGAAGACGAGCAGUUACACAUCGAAAAUGGACCUGAGAGCCUCUCAAGUGCCUAUUCCCAGGGGUUAUUGAAUAUGCUGACCCAAGCGCUGCAAAAUUCUGGGAUGGACUUGUCGCAGGCCAGCAUUUCCGUGCAAAUUGAUGUAGGGAAACGAGCAGAUGUAGCGGCAGCUGGUACCUCCACCGGUUCACAGGUCUAAUGCAAUUUAUCAGCUUUCAUUGCACGUUUUUGUACGAUCAUGAAAAUCACCAACCGGGUAGUGAAGCAGCUGUGCAUGGUGGAGAUAGAAGCAAUGGCGAGGAAUGGGAUGAUCAGCCUCAUAAGAAGCUGAGAACACAAAGCUAGUUCCGCAUUGGUCUCUUUUCCUCUCUUACCAAUUCAUUCACAAUUUUUUGUUUGGGAGUAGUCUGCGGAAAGAAAGAGCGUGAAGCAGCCACCAGAGUGAUAAGAGCCGAAUUAAAUUUUGUACAUGUUCGUUGAUCUGUGAUUUGAUUGGGUAAAUUUUGCGAAAUUUCACAAUGGAAAAUCCAAAAUUAAUGUGAGAUUCUCGUCUUGAACAUCCUUAUUUAACUCGUUCCGCGUGUAAUGCAACAUAGAUGGGCAGAGAAGACUUUGGUUAGAUGGGCAA